Messenger RNA from Drosophila subpulchrella, 2246 nucleotides. It is a transcript of the gene Pect, whose product is annotated as ethanolamine-phosphate cytidylyltransferase. The coding region runs from base 352 to 1542 and encodes 396 amino acids. Gene Ontology annotation, biological process: phosphatidylethanolamine biosynthetic process. NCBI's taxonomy places the organism in Eukaryota, Metazoa, Arthropoda, Insecta, Diptera, Drosophilidae. The transcript is spliced from 7 exons. The record is from RefSeq and is a predicted model, not a curated record. Gene Ontology annotation, cellular component: cytoplasm. Gene Ontology annotation, molecular function: ethanolamine-phosphate cytidylyltransferase activity.
AUCGAGAAAAGGCAACCCGAGUACACCGCACUUACACGCCGAAGAAGUUCCCAUGCGCCCGCGCUCUGAUAACGCCAGUCUGAGAAUCUGAGUCCGAUUCGAAUCCGAAAACUGAGUAGCUCGGGAAAUGGGUGUAAAUAUAUAGCGGGCGUCGUCGUCGUAGCUCAGAACAAAUAACACACAGCUCUCGAAGCGUGAACGUCGUUGUCGAGUUUCCGCCUUGAAAAAUCUCAAACAAAACAUAAAAAUAAACGCCUUUGAUUUCGUCUCUCUCUCGCUCAUCUGAUGUGCGUCUGUUAGUGUCGAGAACCGGGUUCUAAAUUAAAGAUUGGAAAAUUCAAUAAGUCAGCGAUGGAGGACAAGCGGGCAAAUGGCGAUGCAAGCGCCUGCAAUGGGCAUUCCAAGGAGAAGGAUGCGGAUGUUCGCGUUUGGUGCGAUGGAUGCUAUGAUAUGGUUCACUUUGGACAUGCCAACUCCCUGCGACAAGCCAAAGCACUUGGCGAUAAAGUGAUUGUGGGGAUUCACACAGAUGAGGAGAUCACCAAGCACAAGGGACCACCUGUCUUUACCGAGGAGGAGCGCGUCAAGAUGGUCAAGGGCAUCAAAUGGGUGGACGAGGUGGUGCUCGGUGCUCCUUACGUGACCACAUUGGAGGUUCUCGACCAGAACAACUGUGAUUUCUGUGUGCACGGCGAUGAUAUUACAAUGACAGCCGAAGGAGUGGACACAUAUCAUUUGGUCAAGUCAGCCAAUCGCUAUAAAGAAGUAAAACGUACUGCCGGAGUUUCGACCACCGACCUUGUGGGUCGCAUGUUGCUCCUGACACGCAACCACUUCCGUCAAGGAUCUGCCGAAUAUGAUAUCGAAAAAGAAGUGACAAUUUUAAAACGACAAAUAAAAUCCCAUCCAGGUUCCUCGAACAUGGGUCAAGAUUCGGCAGCCAAAAGUCCAUGGACCGGCUGCAGCCAGUUCUUGCCAACAACCCAAAAGAUUAUACAGUUCAGCGAUGGAAAGUCACCGAAUCCAGGAGAUAAGAUUGUAUAUGUUGCUGGCGCCUUCGAUCUGUUCCAUGUGGGUCACCUGGACUUUCUGGAAAAGGCGAGAAAACUAGGCGACUACCUCAUUGUCGGCCUGCACACAGACCCCGUGGUCAACUCCUACAAGGGCAGCAACUACCCAAUUAUGAAUCUGCACGAGCGCGUGCUCAGCGUUUUGGCCUGCAAGUUUGUCAACGAGGUUGUGAUUGGGGCUCCCUACUGCGUCACCGAGGAGUUGCUCGAACACUUCAAAAUCGAUGUCGUCUGCCACGGACGCACACCCAUUGCGCUGGAGAAUGGCAAGAUCGAUCCGUAUGCCGUGCCCAAGACAAAAGCCAUCUUCGAGCUGAUCGAUUCCGGCAACGAGAUGACCACCGAGCGGAUCGUGGAGCGCAUUAUCUCUCACCGACUUGAAUAUGAGCGUCGCAACCAGGCCAAAGAAAAAAAGGAAAUCGAGGCCUUCGAGGCCCUCCAACGCCAAAAGCAGACCCAAAAGGCGGGCUAGCCGGAACCCGAUUCCGACUACUCACACUAGACAGAUGUUUUAUAUGUUUUAGUUGCAUUCUUUUAGUUUGUUUUGUUCAGUUCUAUCGUCUCUCGUCUCUUCUGUGGCGCUUUUGUUAUGUUGCGUUAAUGGCGAUGCGACGUUGCCCGAGAUGCCGUGCAGCCACAAAGUUUGUAAAAAGGCCCGGACCCAGCGUACCGCUCGCUCGUUUUCUAGUACAAUUUAUGAAUAGCUGCGGGUCGCACAGGCGGCUCUUAACAAGCCUUAAUGAUAUAAAGUUAUAUACAUAUAUAUAUUUGUAAUACCUUAAUAUAGCAUAUUUAAAAUCUAAAUUUUAUGUAUGUAAGCUCAAAAUUUGUAAAUUCUACUUGUAUGUUAUAAGUGUUGUGAAACAAACUCCCCAAUUCAUGAUUGAAAUGAGACUUUACAAAAUUGUACGAAAUAUAUGUAAGGCGAAUAGCAAAGAUAAAACUGACAUGUUAUCCAAACGGUUGGCAAGCAAGCGCCUUGUAUGAAUUGUAUAUAUAUAAAGCAAUGUAACGCGAGUAGGAUGUCCGGAUAAGGAAAUAGCUGCUUUUAUCAAAUGUAAUCUCCGAUACUUUGUCCUUAUUUAUUAAUGCAUAUAUUUAGUGCAAGUUCAAGUUUUAUGUUUCAAUGUUUAAUCUUAGACUUAAAUACAUGGCCAAAAAUAAUGCAAACUCCAA